UUUGUCCACAAUCACGGAUCACUGUGAAAUAGAUAAGAAUGGGAAUAAAAAUGCAUGAUUAUAUUUUUGUUUUUCUACUUAUCUGGAGUGGGGUCUGCUACGGCGGCGAGACAAACAGAAUAAUAGGAGGAGCACAAGAGCAAGAUGCAAAUGACCCUAAAUAUCAAGAAAUGGCUAAUGAACUAGUACAUUCCUAUCUCAAUGUCAGAGACCAAGACAAAAGAAAUGUGACAGUCAUUAAAGUUACGACACAGGUGGUUUCAGGAAUCAUCACUAAAAUAAAACUCCGAUUAUUCCUGGUUAGUGGCCAAUCGACAACAUGUGACUUCAGUGUACGGGAACAACAAUGGAAGGAUGUAAAACAUGUAACUCAUAAAUGUGAUUCGCUGUUUAUUGAAAAGUUAAGUUCCAGAAGGUUUCGUCCACCUAAGAAAUAUCGAGAGACAAAAAAUUUUAAUUAUCUAGACUUAGCACGACUAUGUCUUGAUUCCUUAUUUGAAAGCCGUGGCCGUAAGCCUUUUAAAAAAACAGAUGUAAAGGAAAUAUCUGUGGGCAAAGCAAAAAUAUCAAUACAUGCUAAAAUAAACAUUAUCCUUGAAAUCAAUGUGAUUACAGUCAAGAAUGAGUAUAAAUGUACUAGUUUGAUUACGGAAGCAUCACGGUCACUCAAAAAUCCAGCAAUGAUCGCUAAAUUAACCUGCAAGAUAGCGAAUGGUGAACCAGAAAAUGAACCAGGUGGCUUAGAAACCCGAAAUCCUAAGGAUCCUAAGUAUAAGGAAUUAGCAAUAGAAUCUUUCAAAAAAUAUCAACAAACUAAUAAAAAAAAAUUAAAAAUUAUAGCGCUCGUGGUGAAAAAAGUAACCGUACAAGUAGUUUCUGGAGUGAUCACUCGAAUAGAGUUCAUUGUGGUUUCAACUAAAGGGAAUAAAUAUGCAUGCCAUUCACGAAUCACACAGCAAAAGUGGGUUAAUAAUAAGGAUAUCAGGGUCACUUGCGACAGGAAAAAGAACCCAGAAAGUACACAGAAAUCUUAA
Cydia fagiglandana is the source of this 1034-nucleotide messenger RNA. RefSeq lists its product as uncharacterized. The transcript has 2 exons. Lineage: Eukaryota; Metazoa; Arthropoda; Insecta; Lepidoptera; Tortricidae. The record is from RefSeq and is a predicted model, not a curated record. The coding region runs from base 39 to 1034 and encodes 331 amino acids. Gene Ontology annotation, molecular function: cysteine-type endopeptidase inhibitor activity.